This is a messenger RNA of Nicotiana tabacum (common tobacco), 1146 nucleotides long. NCBI's taxonomy places the organism in Eukaryota, Viridiplantae, Streptophyta, Magnoliopsida, Solanales, Solanaceae. The record is from RefSeq and is a predicted model, not a curated record.
AUGAGAAAGUUUUACAAAUUUUCUAUCUUUGCAGCUUUGUUUCUCUUCUCAUUUGCAACUUCAUUUGAUAUUGCACUCUCCUUGUCUCCUAAACAUAAGAUUCCACCACACACAGCUCCAAAGCCAGCAUCAAACCAUAUUUUUCACUUAACUCCUAAGGAUGCCUCAGAAAUUCCUCAUUCAAUUAAACCCAAAUUUAAACCUAAAGUUGCUUCUAAUCCUGCACCAAAUAAACAUGUUUCUGCACAUUUGGCUCCUAAAAGCGCAAUUAAACAAAACCUUCUUCCAAAACCAACAUCAAAUCCUAGAGAAAAGAGCAAAUCUAAGUCAAGCUUGGCCCCUCAAUAUUCUCAUGUGUCUUCAAAGCCAAUUCCUCACUCAACUGCUAAAUUGACAAAAUUAUCUCACUCAUCUAAAUUUGCUCCUAGGCUUGCACCAAGAAAAUAUUUCCCAACACAUUUGGCUCCUAAAAGCUCAAUUAGACAAAAUCUUUCUCCAAAAAUAGAACCAAAGCCAAUUGAAAAGCACACAUCCAACUCAAUCUUGGCUCCUCAUUCUCAUGUGUUUUCUUCAAAGCCAAUUCCUCACUCAACCUCUAAGGUGACAAUAACAUCUCCUUCAAAAUCCAGAUUUGCUCCUAGGCCUGCUCCAAAUAGAUAUUUUCCAACACAUUUGACCCCCAAAAUCCCAAGUAAACAAAGCCUUCCUCCAAAACCAUCAUUUAAAUCUUCUUUGGCUCCUCAUUCUCAUGUGUCUUCAAAGCUAACACCACUCUCAACUCCUAAGAUAACUAAAACAACUUUUUCUAAAUCAAAAUUUGCACCUCAGCCUGCAUCAAUUAAACGUCUUUCGCCACAUUCGGCUCCUAGAAUCUUAAGUAAAUUUCCUUCAAUUUCAGUCACAACCCUUAUGCCUAAGGUAACAAAAACACUUCAUUCUAAAUCCAACAUUGCUCCUAACUCUGCACCAAAGAAACACAUUGCUCCAGAAAUCUCGACCAAACUAAACCGUAAUUUUAAAUUAGCACCGCAUUUGAAAGAAAAGAUUGACACUAAGUCGCGAUUGGCUCCUCAUUCUUCGGUGUCCUCAAGGUUGACUCGGAAAAUUUCGCCCAAGCCAGCACCAAGAAAGUAUAUUCAUCAAUAG